ACAACUGAGCGUGAUUAUUAGGAAAGAUGUGUAUGUUUUCAAGAAGAUCUCUAUAGCGAUGACAGAUUAAAAAUGUUUGUAGCGGCGAUGACGGCAAAGUCGAAAAAGAAAUAAAUGAGGAAAGGAGAGAGAACGAUAAAGGAGGGGGGAUGACGAGAGAGUACAGCAUAGAAAUAUGGGAAAGCUGUAAUUUACAGUCGUCAUUUAUUCUGGACACGGUGGCAAAGUCUGCAUGUCUCUCCUCUUUUGCACGCUGCUUCUCACGUUUAUCGUUUGCUGGCUCCACGUAUUUUUCCUGCUGGUCGCGCAAACACAAACACCGUCGCCACUAUUUAAAAACACUCGCAUUUUUUUAAAGCGAAUUAUCGGUGCGUUUCUUUGAAUUUAUUUUUUUAACGAUUUGAAAGAAUUUAUUUUUAUUUAUCAAAAUUUCGUUAACGAUAUUACGACAUUUCCGAUUGUGGUUCGACUGUGAUAAAACACUAAAUCGUUGAAAAAGUGAUAUUACAAGAGUGCGCAAAGGCCAGCUAGAUAAAGUAUUUGAAAGAAAAAUAAUCGAGAGGAGAGAAGAUGAAGAUGAAGGUGGAAGAGCUUUUGAAGAUAGUUGUGAUUAUCGGUAGCUUGGCGAUGUUGACAAGACAAUGCAGCUGCCAGGACAUAAUAUUCCCCGGAGACGACGAAGCCUACAGCCACGUGAGCGGCAGUGCGCCGGUGACACAGCGAAAGCCGCUGAAGGUAAACGACGGCUGUCCUGAGAACAUGUUCCUCUGGCCGGACGACGGUCCGCGAUCGGCUUGGGUCUGCGAUUGCAAACCGCGCUUCGUUUACUUCCCCAAAAUUGACGCUUGCCACGAAGUUUUCCAGCGUGGACCUUGUCUACCGCAACACUACGUCUACUUGACGCCCAACCAGACGAUCCCGAGCUGCGUUCCAAAUCCCUGCAAACAAGUCGGCUACGUCGCCUACCGCGGAAUCUGCCAUCCGCUGCGCGCCAAAGGCGGACCCUGUAAAGCCGACGAGGUGCUCCAUGUCAACGAGACCACCUAUCAACUUGAGUGCUUGGGAGCCGAUCUCGUGCCGUUUGUCAUUAUCGACGCACCACAUCGUAGGGACGGUAAUUGUCCCAAGGGCAGUCGACGAAGCAGCCUUGGCGUUUGCAAGAUCGUUCUCUAGAU
Messenger RNA from Phymastichus coffea, 1175 nucleotides. RefSeq lists its product as uncharacterized. The coding region runs from base 571 to 1173 and encodes 200 amino acids. Lineage: Eukaryota; Metazoa; Arthropoda; Insecta; Hymenoptera; Eulophidae. The transcript is spliced from 2 exons. The record is from RefSeq and is a predicted model, not a curated record.